AUGGAUGAACACUCAGGUGACCCUCUGACCUCAACAGAUGAUAAUUUAGAACGAUCAUCAAAUGAAAAAAAUAUAGAGCAUUCAGAGAGACUAAAUGAUUCUUCAAACUUUGAAGAAGAAUUGAAAGGUUUGGAGAUUUCAGGAUUGGAAAAAGUCAAACCCCAUUUAAGAUAUAACAAAGGAGGAAAAUAUUCAAUUACUGUAUAUAAUAAUAUCGGAUAUGUUGCAAAAGGUGACGUCCACAAUGAUGUUAAAGCACAAAAUAUUGCUUAUGAUAAUGCAUCACUUACAGCAACCGGAAGUUCUACCUUUAUACCAAGACAAAUCAAAAACACUGAGUAUCCACAGAUUGAACAUUUCGAUCAGAAUAAAAGAUCACUACCCUGUUUGGAUGAGGCACCAGAACAAAAGCAACAAAAUGUUCCCACUCAAUCUGAGCCAAAGAACAAAACAGUAAUGAAAUGUACCAAACAAGACUCUGUAAAAAUUAACAAGUCUGGGACACGUGUUUCAACACAGUCAAAAGAUGACAAAAGUGCGACUGGUGACGUCAACAAUGCUGUUACAUCACAUAAUGUUGCUCUUGAUAAUUCAUCAUUGAAUGCAACCGGAGGUUCUACAUUCAUGCCAAGACAAAUCAAAAACACUGAGUAUCCACAGAUUGACUAUUGUGAACAGAAUAAAAUUGCACUACCCUGUUUGGAUGAGGCACCAAAAAAAAAGCAAAAAAAUGUCCCCCCUCAAUCUGAGCCAAAGAACAAAACAGUAAUAAAGUGUACCAAACAAGACUCCGUAAACAUUAACAAGUCUGGGACACGUGUUUCAACACAGUCGAAAGAUGACAAAAGUGCGACUGAUCAAGAUAAAUCACUGCACAGAAAAACUUCUGAAAGUUUGAAAACUACCAAAAAGUCAACAAGCCUUUCUGAUUUGGUUGAUCAAAGUUCUCAUGUACAUAAAGAGCAUGCUCCAACAUUUACAUAUGAACUCAACGCGAAAAAAUCAUUAUCAAUGCCGAAUAAUUUUGGUUUUUCAACUAGGAAAGGUGACGUCAACAAUGCUGUUACAUCACAUAAUGUUGCUCUUGAUAAUUCAUCAUUGAAUGCAACCGGAGGUUCUACAUUCAUGCCAAGACAACUCAAAAACACUGAGUAUCCACAGAUUGACUAUUGUGAACAGAAUAAAAUUGCACUACCCUGUUUGGAUGAGGCACAAAAAAAAAAGCAAAAAAAUGUCCCCACUCAAUCUGAGCCAAAGAACAAAACAGUAAUAAAGUGUACCAAACAAGACUCCGUAAACAUUAACAAGUCUGGGACACGUGUUUCAACACAGUCGAAAGAUGACAAAAGUGCGACUGCUCAAGAUAAAUCACUGCACAGAAAAACUUCUGAAAGUUUGAAAACUACCAAAAAGUCAACAAGGUUUUCCGAUUUGGUUGAUCAAAGUUCUCAAGUACAUAAAGAGUAUGCUCCAAAAUUUCCAUAUGAACUCCACGCGGAAAAAUCAUUAUCAAUGCCGAAUAUUUUUUGUUCUUCAACUAGGAAAGGCAAAGGGAGUUCAAGAUAUGCUACAGAGUUUGAAGAAUCUGAAGAUUUAUAUAAUAUCACUGAAAAUCAACUAUUCCUAAUUUCAAGUUUUGAUAAGAAUUUCUUAAAUCCUUAUUCACAAGCCAUUCAGGAAGAGACUUUUACAAAAUGGGUAAAUUCGCAUUUGGAGAGAGUUGCACUCAGAAUUCAAGAUCUUUACAUGGAUCUCGGAAAAGGAAAAAAUUUGCUGAAAUUAUUGGAAGUUGUGUCAGGAGAAAAACUGCCCGAACCAACACGAGGAAGAAUGCGAAUUAAUUGUUUAGAGAACGCAACAAAAGCUUUACAGUUUCUCAAAGAUAAACAAGUCAACCUUGGAAAUAUGGGACCUCAUGAUAUUGUGGAUGGAAAUCAUAGACUUAUCCUUGAUUUGAUUUGGACUAUUAUUCUUAGAUUCCAGAUUCAAAAUAUCAGUGUUGAGACAGCAGACAACAGAGGGACAAAGUCAGCUAAAGAUGCCUUGUUAUUCUGGUGUCAGAUGAAGACUUCUGGAUACUGGAAUGUUAACGUUCAGAAUUUCACCACUAGCUGGAGAGAUGGGCUUGCUUUCAAUGCCAUCAUUCAUACACACAGUCCUGAGCUAAUUGAAUAUGGAAAACUCAAGGAAGAAAAUGCAAUAGAAAACUUACAAAAUGCAUUCAAUGUUGCCGAACAAAAACUUGGAAUCACUAAACUACUUGACGCUUUAGAUGUCGCUGUUAACCACCCCGAUGAGAAGUCCAUCAUUACAUAUGUAGCUACAUAUUACCAUUAUUUUGCCAAGAUAAGUGAUAUUGCUGUCAUAGGAAAUACAAUUGGGAAGCAAAGCCGUUUUUUAAUGAGUUCAAGAGAUGCUUCAGAGUCUGAAAGAUCCAAGGACUUGUCAAAUAUUACAGAAAAUCCACAAUUCCAACAUUUAAGAUCUUCGAAGAAAUCCAGAUAUUCAUUCCAAGAUAAAAAGGAAGCUCUUGUAGAAAAAUCGAAAACAACAGGGAGUGAAUACACAGAUAUCAGAUCCAAGCCAAUCUCUAAUAUACAAACACAAGGUUACGUUGAAGAAAAAGCAAGACUAGAAGUAGCCACAUCAGGUAACAGCACAAGACAUAGGCCUGCAGAUACACCUCCACCUGCGAUGAAAACAAUGUCAAAUCCAAGAGAGGAUAGAGCUUGCAUUAUACUUUAAAUGUGCGAAAUUCAGACUUUACGACAAUAUUUCACUAGAAUACAUUUUUGCCUGAAAUAAAUUUUUAUCUGCAAGCCAACUUGGUCUAUAACUAAGCCACGAAUGUUUUUCUUUACUUUUUCGUUGUGAUAGAAGAAAGCAUGUUGCUGCGAAAGGGAAAAGAACAGCUGAUAAUUUUUAAAAUGAAAUUUUUGGAUGCCAUGUUUUGUGAUUAAUUUAGCCCAAUUUAUAGGCUCAUUAUUUAUAAUAUAAAUACAUAGAUUGUACCGAUUAUGUUGUUGUUUUGUUCUAUUCUUUUUUUUUUAUUAUUGCAUGUGCUUUUUACAAACAUUUGGUUUGAACAUUUGACUGAUUUAUAUUGGUACUACUUACUUUGGUGUAUUUACGGUGGGUUCAGUGCAUCGCGAUUAUUGGCUGAUUGCUCGAUUAUUUCUUGUUAUGGUUAACUGUCUAGUACCUUAGUCAGUAUUCAGAUCUGUUCACAAAAGCUUAUGAUUGGUACUAUAAUCAUUAGGGGUGAAUAAUCUAUUUCUUAAGUUUUUUACAUUGGGCUUAUAUGCGCCGACGAAGCAUCAUUUAAAUGUAAGUGAAUUGGUAUAUUCUUGCUUUGUAUCAUGCCUGGUUGCUUGUACUUAUUACUUAUCGUUCUUGAUCGGUAAGUAUGUUGAUAGGUAUUUGUCUGUUUGCCUGUCUGUCUGUCCAAAAGCUUUCAAAUCCAUGUAUACAACGAUAGUCCAUAUUGGUUACUGCAAUGGCGUCAACAAAGGCACCAAACCAAUGGUGCUUGACUGCGAGAAAGCUAAAUUCACCCCUAUGAGAGGUUUUGAAGACGACGCGGAAUCUGUUUCAACACAAUCAAGACAAUCAGCGAUUCAAAAACUUACAUCGCUGGAAAUGAUGCUCGGGCAAAUUGCUAAUUAUUGUCCUGUAAUUGCCAGAAAUACAAUUGUAAACCACUCAACUUGUUUGGAAAAUAUUUGGCAAUCAACACGUAUGCAUUUUGGAUUUCAAUCUACUGGAGCUCAUUUUUUUUGACACAUAUUAUAGGUGUGGGCUUUGGCAAAUUAUUAUUAUUACCUAACAAUCCUAAUUUUUCUAGCAAACCGAAUUUUAAUUCUAUACUAAUUUUAUUGCGUUUUUUAUAUGUAUAUUUAAUUCUGUUUUGUCAUUUUAUAUUUUAGGUGAGUCACUUAUUAGUUCAUUUAAAUUGUAUAUGUUUCAAAUCGCUUUCCUGAUUGUGUAUUCAGUUUUUCAAAUUAUUUUAUCAUUUACCAUGUUGAUUAAUGGAAUCGAAAUAAACGUAUUCUAGUAACUUUCAGUUCAUGAGUAUGCAUCAUGUCACAGUUUUUAUGCCUACAUAGUCUUGCUCAUGUGUAUAUCUCUCUCAUGUUAAUACAAUUUUAUCAAUUGAGAUCGAAAAAUCCAAUACAAAAAAAGGAAGUAAGCGAACAACCCAGCACUUGAUGAAUUUUUUUGUAAUAUAUUUUUCUGCUCCAAAUUAGCCAAAUUUUUCACGAUGCCCACUUUUUACUAUAUUUGUAGAUGAAUGUAACCAGUGGUAAAUUGGUCAACCCUACAAGAAGUAUGUUUUCUUUUUUAUAUAAAUUUAGCUAGUAAUUAACUGUGAAUCUUAAUAUCGAACAUGGGGGGAACUGGGGACUGAAAGUGAUGAACGUAUGUAUGGUCGUAUCACUCUUCCCGAAUGUACCAAAUAACUGUGUGUAUAUUUUUAUUGAUUUAAUGCUAGUUGACAAAAUUAAUAUCUCUCUUUCUCGGAAUUUGUCAUGAAAACAUAGGAUUCCUUUAUUCCCAGUUCAUUUAUAGUUUCAUCAAAACUGUAUAUCUAUGGUACCAGUACCUGUAUUUCUUUACAACAAAAUAUGUGAUAAAACUUGA
Messenger RNA from Styela clava, 4641 nucleotides. The record is from RefSeq and is a predicted model, not a curated record. NCBI's taxonomy places the organism in Eukaryota, Metazoa, Chordata, Ascidiacea, Stolidobranchia, Styelidae.